Messenger RNA from Cryptosporidium ubiquitum, 450 nucleotides. RefSeq lists its product as uncharacterized. NCBI's taxonomy places the organism in Eukaryota, Apicomplexa, Conoidasida, Eucoccidiorida, Cryptosporidiidae. The transcript is spliced from 2 exons. The record is from RefSeq and is a predicted model, not a curated record. Bases 1 to 450 code for a protein of 149 amino acids.
AUGAUUCUUGGAAGCAAAGUAAAUAUUUUUAUAGAUAAUAUGGGGACAAUCUAUAAACAAAAUUCGGUGAAUAUUAGUAAUGAUAAUAAAAGUAAUGUUGAUAAAAUAGAAUUAAAAAUACCUAAUAACCAUGAUAAUUUGAAUAUAAAUGUAUUAAAUAUAAAGGAUACAUCAAGUAGUCUAGACAAUAAUGAAAAAGAUCAAAUUAAUAGUUCUAUAUGUGAAUGUAAAAUAGUGAAUAAGUGUAUUCCAUAUGAAGAUUGUUAUGGAUUAGCAGGAAUCACUACUACUUUGAUAUUGAUUAUUAUAGCAACAAUCGGAUAUAUUGUCCAAUAUUUGUCACUAAUCCCACAUGAAUAUCUUUCAGAGAGAAAUUUAAGGGAGAAUAAGUUUUGUGGAUUUGUAUUACCAAAUUCAGAAAUAGUAGAGCCUUCACAUCCAAAUAGUUAA